Meloidogyne enterolobii is the source of this 2193-nucleotide messenger RNA. The record is from the annotation of a GenBank genome assembly. NCBI's taxonomy places the organism in Eukaryota, Metazoa, Nematoda, Chromadorea, Rhabditida, Meloidogynidae.
AUGUUAAAUAGAGGUUAUGUCGCUGUUGGCGGUAGCGAUGGAGCUUUGCGUGUUAUGCUAUUAAAUCUUGAUCAGGACAAAUCAAAUCCUCCUUCUUCAUUAAAUCCUUGGCUAUCUAGUCAACAACUUGAAGGCCACUCAUCUAGUGUUAGAGUAUUAAGUUGGAAUGAAGUUUAUCAAAAAUUAGCCUCUACAGAUGAUGCUGGUGUUAUUAUUGUUUGGAUGACACACGGACCAGACGAAUCUUGGUUUGAGGAAAUGGUUAAUAAUAGACAAAAAUCAACAGUAUCUUCUUUAAAAUGGUCAAAUGAUGGAAUGAAAAUUGCUAUUGCUUAUGAAGAUGGACAAGUAAUUAUUGGUUCAGUAGAUGGAAAUCGUCUUUGGAAUAAAGAUAUUGGUGGAUCUCUGACUAAAAUUGCAUGGAAUACUGAUGAUACACUUUUAUUACUUGGUUUUGCUGAUGGCGAGGUUCAUGCAUAUAGUCAAUAUGGCGAUUUUGUUAGUAAAGUUAAAAUGCUUUGUGUUGAAAAUAUGGAAUUAGAAACGGCACUUUCAAAUGCUGAUAUUUCCUAUAAUCUAACUGGUGAUGAAUCUUAUAAUACAGCAUCUCGCUUAAAAGUUCCCGAAGGAAGGCCUCCUUUCCUCGUUGCCUAUCAAAAUGGAAAUAUUCAAUUAAUGUGUAAUGAAAAUAUUUCUAAAGGUGUAAGUAUUGUCCGUUUACCUUCAACAUUAAUAAUUAUGGCACAAUGGUCACCAGAUGGGUCAAUGUUUGCCGUUGCUGGUUUACAAUUAGAUUUACCGGAAACUGAAAGAAAUCGUCUCCAAAGUAUUCGCUUGGCUCCUGGCCAUUUUGCCGGGAUUGCUUGGGAAAGUUCUGGCCAUAGACUUGGUGCUCUUAUUGACACAAAUAUUUAUUUGGUUGUUAUUAAAUUCCCUUAUCGUUGGACUUAUUGUGGACAAACACUAGUUUUUGCUUAUAAAACCUUGGAUUCUUUACAAGAAGUUUUAGUAUUUUAUGAAACAAAAAUGGAAGUAAAAACUAAACGUUAUGUUCAAAAUCUUUGUUCACUUAAAUCUUAUGGAGAUUAUUGUGUGACAAUUUUUAGAACAGAGGAAUUACGAGGAGCGUAUACGAUGCAACUUUGUGACAGUAUUGGGACACCAGUAGAUAGCCAUACAACUAAUGUUCCUUGCAAUGUUGUUGCUAUGAAUGCUAGUGUUGUAAUUGUUGCCUCUACAGAAUCUUUUAUUGUUUGGCAUUAUUCUGUUCCACGUCAAGAAAAUAUUACUGUCUCUACAGGCUUUCAGAAAACUGGAAAUACAAAUAGAAAUAUUCCCACAGAUCAGAAUGACAAAGUUCAUUAUAUAGACGAACAUCGUACAGAAAAGCAGCAACAACCAACUAAUGGAGUAACUACAGAUCCUAUAUGUGCUAUAGCUACAUCAGCUAAUUUCUUUUUAAUUGCUUGUGAAUCAGGAAUACUUUAUCGUUUUUCAUUACCUAAUGUCCAAUUACAAUCAACAUUUAAAUCAAACAUUCCAGCUCCAAAAUUAAUGACAAUUAAUUGUGAUGGUUCUAGAUUAGCUUUAAUAGGCAAAUAUAAUGUUUUACGUUUAAUUGAUUUACCCAAAGAAAAUAUAUUUACACCAAUUUUAACUUUUGAAAGGAGGGAAGUUUGGAGUGUUGAAUGGGAUGAUGCUAAAAAUGAUUUAUUGGCAUUAAUGGAAAAGCAAAGACUUGUAAUUGUUAGAGGAACUGAAACAGAUGAACCAAUUCCACAUAUUGGACGUAUUUGCCAAUUUAAAGAUUUAGUUGUACGCCUUGUUCUGCUUGAUGACAUUUUUAAAGAGCCCGAUCGUGUUAGCCGUCACUCUUUUGUUGAAAUUGAAAUAAAGAUACUUAAAACAAUAAAAUCAACACUCGAAUCUGACAAAUUACAAGACGCAAUUGCUCUUAUCGAGAAAGGAAAUCAUCCAAAACUUUGGAAUAUUUUGGCAAAAGACGCCCUAAAAAGACUUGACCUUCGAACAGCAGAACAUGCAUUUGUUAAAUUACAAGAUUAUGGGGGAAUACUUUUUCUUAAAAGAUUGCAAAAUAUUCACUCUGAUUCUUUAAAAAGAGCUGAAGUUUCUGUUUUUCUUGGGGAUUUGGAGACGGCGGAAAAAAUUUAUUUUGAAAAUGAUAGAAGGUAA